Jaculus jaculus (lesser Egyptian jerboa) is the source of this 2331-nucleotide messenger RNA. RefSeq names its product spire type actin nucleation factor 2 (gene Spire2). NCBI's taxonomy places the organism in Eukaryota, Metazoa, Chordata, Mammalia, Rodentia, Dipodidae. Gene Ontology annotation, biological process: actin filament polymerization; establishment of meiotic spindle localization; Golgi vesicle transport. Bases 21 to 2195 code for a protein of 724 amino acids. Gene Ontology annotation, molecular function: actin binding. Gene Ontology annotation, cellular component: cytoplasmic vesicle membrane; cell cortex. The record is from RefSeq and is a predicted model, not a curated record. The transcript is spliced from 15 exons.
GGCGGCGAUGAUGGGCGGCCAUGGCCCGGGCGGGCGGCGGCGGCGGCGGCGGCGGCACGGCGGCCCCGGAGCGCGCGGGGGGCGCGGCGCAGCCGGAGCCGUGGGAGCUGUCCCUGGAGGAGGUGCUGAAGGUGUACGAGCAGCCCAUCAACGAGGAGCAGGCCUGGGCCGUGUGCUUCCAGGGCUGUCGCGGGCUGCGGGGCGCGCCGGGCGCCGGGCGGCGCAUCCGGGACACGGCGGACAUCCUCCUGCGCAGGGACGGCUCGGUGGGAGCGCGGCUGGAGCAGGAGCCUACAACCAUGGUGGUGCUACCGGCCAGCUGGGAAGCCCAGAUGGUACAGUCACUGGGCUUCGCCGUCUACCGGGCGCUGGACUGGGGAUUGGAUGAGAGCGAAGAACGUGAGCUCAGCCCGCAGCUGGAGCGGCUCAUCGACCUUAUGGCCAACAGUGACUGUGAGGACAGCAGCUGCGGGGCUGCCGAUGAGGGAUACGGGGGUCCUGAGGAAGAGGAAGAGGCCGAGGGAGGUCCCCGGGCCGUGCGCACCUUUGCCCAGGCCAUGCGACUGUGUGCUGCGCGCCUGACGGACCCGCGUGGCGCACAGGCCCACUACCAGGCAGUGUGCCGCGCUCUCUUUGUGGAGACGCUGGAGCUGCGGGCUUUCCUGGCCCGCAUGCGCGAAGCCAAGGAGAUGCUGCAGAAGCUGGGGGAGGAGGAGCCACAGGUAGAGAAGCCACUGGCCGAACUUGACCACUUGGGACACACAGACUGGGCCCGGCUGUGGGUACAGCUCAUGAGGGAGCUGCGCCAUGGGGUGAAGCUUAAGAAGGUUCAGGAGCAGGAGUUCAACCCGCUGCCCACCGAGUUCCAGCUUACCCCCUUUGAGAUGCUGAUGCAGGACAUCCGGGCCAGGAACUACAAGCUGCGCAAGGUCAUGGUUGACGGGGACAUCCCUCCCAGGGUGAAGAAGGAUGCGCAUGAGCUCAUCCUGGACUUCAUCCGCUCUCGGCCGCCACUGAAGCAGGUCUCAGAGAGACGACUUCGCCCAUUACCACAGAAGCAGAGGACGCUGCAUGAGAAGAUCCUGGAAGAAAUCAAGCAGGAGCGAAGGCUGCGGCCAGUGGGGGACCAGCGCUUGGGUGCCCGUGGGUUUGGUUCUCUUCCCUGCAUCCUCAAUGCCUGCUCCGGGGAUGUGAAGUCCACUUCCUGCAUCAACCUGUCCGUCCCAGAUGCCGGAAGCAGCAGCCAGCGUCCACGGCCCCGGGUCCUUCUCAAGGCCCCCACCUUAGCAGAGAUGGAAGAGAUGAACACGUCUGAGGAAGAAGAGUCUCCAUGUGGGGAGGUGACACUGAAGCGGGAUCGCUCUUUUUCGGAACACGACCUGGCUCAGCUUCGGAGUGAGGUGGCCUCUGGCCUGCAGCCGGUCACUCAGCCCCCAGGAAGGACGGAGCCACCUCGGCCCCGAGCAGGCAGCAUGCACACGUGGAGGCCCAGCACCCGAGACCAGGUUUCUUAUCCUGGGAGUGUCCAGACCAGGCCUGACCCCUCCCCACUGCCCAACAGCCUGAGCACAGUGGACAGACCUGAAGCUUCUGCACCAGACACCAGACAUCUGUGGCUGGAGUUCAGCCACCCUGUGGAAAGCCUGGCCCUGACCGUGGAGGAGGUGGUGGAUGUGCGCCGCGUACUGGUGAAGGCCGAGAUGGAGAAGUUUCUGCAGGACAAGGAGCUCUUCAGCAGCCUGAAGAGGGGGAAGAUUUGCUGCUGCUGCCGAACCAAAUUCCCUCUGUUCUCCUGGCCGCCUACCUGUCUCUUCUGCAAGAGAGCUGUCUGUACUUCCUGUAGUGUAAAGAUGAAGAUGCCUUCCAAGAAGUGUGCACACAUUCCUGUCUACACGCUGGGCUUUGAGAGCUCUCAGAGGGUGUCCGCUGCUAAAGCCAUGCCGGUGCUGAGGAGAGAUGCCUUCCAAUCACUGCAGGGACCACAGUGGCGGAGCGUGGAAGAAGAGUUCCCCCACAUCUACGCCCACGGCUGUGUGCUGAAAGAUGUCUGCAGCGAUUGCACCAGCUUUGUGGCCGACGUAGUGCGCUCCAGCCGCAAGAGUGUGGAUGUCCUCAAUGCCACUCCACGCCGCAGCCGUAGCCGCCAGACCCAGUCCCUUUAUAUUCCCAACACCAGGACUCUCAACUUUCAGUGACUGCCUUGAUGGCCAGGCCUGCAUGGGGCUAUGCCAUUUUCUCCCUGUCUGGGGACACAGCCGCCACCAACCGCCCUGCGCAUGUACAUAUUUACAUAUAUAUUUAUAAUAUAUACAUCCAGCCUAUAUAUUUAUA